AUGCAGAGGAACGUGCAGAGGAACAUACAGAGGAACGUGCAGAGGAACCUGCAGAUUAACCUGCAAAGGAACGUGCAGAAGAACGUGCACAGGAAUGUGCAGAGGAACAUACAGAGGAACAUGCAGAGGAACCUACAGAGGAACCUGCAGAGGAACGUGCAGAGGAACGUGCAGAGGAACAUACAGAGGAAUGUGCAGAGGAACGUACAGAGGAACGUGCAGAGGAACGUGCAGAGGAACCUGCAGAAGAACGUGCAGAGGAACGUGCAGAGGAACGUGCGGACGAACAUGCAGAGGAACGUACAGAGGAACGUGCAGAGUAACCUGCAGAUAAAACUGCAGAGGAAUGUGCAGAGGAACGUGCAGAGGAACGUGCAGAGGAACGUGCAGAGGAACCUGCAGAGGAACCUGCAGAGGAACCUGCAGAGGAAUGUGCAGAGGAACGUGCAGAGGAACGUACAGAGGAACAUGCAGAGGAACCUGCAGAGGAACCUGCAGAGGAACGUGCAGAGGAACCUGCAGAGGAACGAGCAGAGGAACGUGCAGAGGAUGCUGCAGAGGAACGUGCAGAGGAACGUGCUGAGGAACGUGCAGAGGAACGUGCAGAGGAACGUGCAUAGGAACGUGCAGAGGAACGUGCAGAGGAACGUGCAGAGGAACGUGCAGAGGAAUGUGCAGAGGAACCUGCAGAGGAACGUGCAGAGGAAUGUGCAGAGGCACGUGCAGAGGAACGUAAAGAGGAACGUGCAGAGGAACGUGUAG
Messenger RNA from Schistocerca americana (American grasshopper), 762 nucleotides. Its product is annotated as ring-infected erythrocyte surface antigen-like. The record is from RefSeq and is a predicted model, not a curated record. The coding region runs from base 1 to 762 and encodes 253 amino acids. Lineage: Eukaryota; Metazoa; Arthropoda; Insecta; Orthoptera; Acrididae. The transcript has a single exon.